AGCCGUGUGCAAAUAACUCCGUGGAGUGGUGCUGACAAUUAGAGUAGACCAUACUGAGCUGGAUGGACCAGUGGUCUGACUCUGAAGAUGGCAGCUUGCUGUGUUCCACCCUUUCUGUGGGGUGGAGCUUGCUUUAUAAAAUACCAGAGUGAGCAGGGUCAGGAAAGGUGUCCUCACUGGAAUCAGCUGCAUGAAGGGAAGGAAACUGAAUAAUGUCACAUGUUACUGCUGCAUUUCAAGAUGGAGCCGUCCCCAUUUAACAGGAGGCAGUGGGCUUCGCAUUCUCUGAGGAUCACAGCCAAAGAAUUGUCACUUGUUAACAAGAACAAGUCGUCGGCUCUUGCAGAGAGGUUCUCGAGAUAUCAGAAAGCAGCUGAGGAAGCAACUGCAGAGAAAAAGAAAGGCAACACCGAAAAUCUUCCCCCUCAGUUUAAACGGGGGACCCUCAGCGUUUUAAAGAAGAAGUGGGAGAAUCCGGUGUUGGGAUCGGAGACUCGGAAGGAAACGCUACGAAGCAGCUGUGUGGAGUUGAGGCAGAAGGCUGUCAGCCCCAGUGGUGGAACUGAAAGCAGCUCUGCUUCCCAGGCAGAAAUUGACAAAGCCUCAGGGAUUGGUCCCAGAGCUCGACUCCAUUCCUCUUCCGGAGUGAUUGGCCAGUUCAGAUAUCCCAGUGUUGACAGCGAAGAGGCUAAAACCCAUUUGUCCAGGAGUGGGAAAAUGGAAAAUUGUCUUAGAGAAUUCGGACAAGAAGUAGGAAGGCCGGAGGCCAAUGAAAACCCGGAUUCUUCAGGGAAAAUAGAGAAGUGUAGUGUUCCUCUGAGCAGACUAAAGAUGAUGUUUGAGAGGGGGGAUGCCACCCAGACAAAGGUUCUUCGUGAUCAGAGUCGGACUUCUGGAGGAAGAAGAAUCUCUGAGAAUAGCUUUUCUUCAGAGGACCUUGACUUCAGUUCUGGAGAGAAAAGCCACAGUGUCUCAGGUCAUCUGUUCUGCACCUCUCCAACUUCUAGCCCAGAGAGGCCAGAGAGCCGGAGAAGCCAGGAGAUGCCUCGCUUGUCGGAAACGUCCAUCAAGGAUAGGCUUGCUAAGUAUCAGGCCGCUGUGUCCAAGCAGAGCAGCUCAAGCGCUCCUGUGAAUGAGGGGCGAGCCAGUGAAAGCGAAGUUGAGAAUUACAAUUGUGAGCAGAAGGAGAAUUUGCCACCGUUUUGUGAAGAUUUGUUUCCUCAGCAGGAUGGGGAGAAGGUUUCCAUAGGUGAUGGUCUAAAUUCCAGCUUCUGUGGAGAUGGCAUUGCAUUAAACUUCCAGAAGGAAACGGAUGUCCCAAAGUCUGUGUAUGCCAAACAACAAAGCCCUGAUUCUAGAGCAUCUAAUCAGACUGAUUCCUCUCUCCCCAAAGCAGUAAAGAAGUUCCAGCUGCCAGCCAAGGAAACUUGUGUUGCAUGCAAGAAGACUGUGUACCCAAUGGAGCGUCUCUUUGCCAACCAGCAAGUGUACCAUAUCAGCUGCUUCCGCUGCUCUUACUGCAACAGCAAACUUACUCUUGGAACAUAUGCAUCUCUACAUGGGAACAUUUACUGCAAGCCACAUUUUAACCAACUCUUUAAAUCCAAAGGCAAUUAUGAUGAGGGCUUUGGGCACAAGCCACACAAGGAACUGUGGGCAAGCAAAAUUGAGAAUGAAGAGUCCCAGGAGAAACCUGCCUGUCUUGGAAAUGCAGUGGAAGGUCCCCUAAGUCCAGGGGUGGAGGAUGCUCCUAUUGCAAAAGUUGGGGUUCUAGCAGCUAGCAUGGAAGCAAAAGCUGCAGGUGUGCUUGAGAAGGAAGAGAGACCUACAGAAACGAAGAAGCUGAAGAUUGCCUGGCCACCACCUCCUGAACAAGGCAGUCAAGGAAGUGUCUUGGAAGAAGGUAUUAAAGUUUUGAGGCCAAAGUGGCCCCCCGAAGAUGAGAUCCCUAAGCAGGAUCUUCAGGAUGACGUGGACCAAGAUCUCAAAAAACUGCGAAGGACAUCUUCACUGAAAGAGAGAAGCCGACCAUUUACAGUGGCUGCCUCAUUUAGAACCAUGUCUGUUAAGAGCCAUAGAACUGAACAUGCAUCUCUUACCAAGCCUGAGAGGAGUGUGGUCAGACCAAGUGAGGAACCACUGAAGGAUGUAGUGGUAAAAAACAAGCCAAUGGAAGAAAGUGAUGCAACUGACCAUGAGGAUGCUCCAAAUGCUGCUGAGGAAGAUGAGCAACUGUAUCAGGGAAAUGCAAGAGGUGAAGAGAGCCCAGCUGAGAAUGGCCAGAGGUGUGCCAAUGCUGAAGAUGAGGGAGAAGAAAAUCCUGCAGAAGACCCAGUAUCUCCAGAUAAAGCACCAUCCUAUCAUACAUCUCCUAAACAUUCAGUCACUUAUUCAGCAUCUACAAAAGAAUUAUCCAUUAGUCCAAAUCGCAAAUUUGAAGAUGGCUUUUUUGAAGGUGAAGGUUUACAAGAUUUGACAGUGGAAGAGCAGAUCAAGCGGAACAGAUGCUAUGAUGAAGAGGAUGACAUUGGAGAAUAAAGUAACUUUUCACUAGAGAACUUAUUACAAGGUGCUGGGCCUUAAAUUGGUGUGUGUAGUUUUCUUCCUUAAAGCAGCUGCCCUCCAUGAAAAUGAUGAUGUGCUGCAGGUUGACAAAUAAAGGAACCAUGAAGACGUGCUCAGAUUUGCAUUGUCUAGGAAAGCUCAUUGAAACCUGCAAGAAUGUAAUUGAUUCUGUGAAAGUGGAAUAGUAUGCAUAAAAUUAUUGUUGGAACAGCUGCUGCUUCAGUUGAGCAAAACCACAGUUCUGAGAUUUCCAUUCUGUAUCCUGGUCACUUCAAUUGCAUCUUGCUCUCUUCUGCUUUUGGUGGUUCUGCACUUUUUUGCAGGAUGUCAUUUAUGCUCCCUAAAGCUGAGCUGGAAACAGCAGGCUUUUUGAGAUACACUACUAUUAUCACAUUACCACUACCACUAACAGUGAUAUUGCAGUUCUUAAGGACCAGUUCCAAAGGGGUUUGGGGACCACUCUAAAUGGUGACUGCACUUUAAUGUAUGUGUAAAGGCACAAUGGAUACUUUUUUUAAAAUAGUGAAAACACUGUCUUCUAGAUAGGUGUUCAGUGAUGAUGGUCUCUUAAAUACAUGAUUAGCAGCAUGAUUUUAUGGGGAGGGAGGCUGGAUUUACUUGGCAAUGAUCGGGAGAAAACCUUUGCACUUUGCUCUAUUUGUUUUAACUCUUGUUUUAAGUUGGGACCCAGGUAAAUUUGGGCCUGCUGGCUGGCCAGUGAAACAGUCUCUCUCAUACCUGGGCUAAAAACAUUGCAAUUUUAUUUCAAGGGUAGUGCUGAAUGAAGGACUGUGGAGGGCAAAGCUUCAGUCUGCAGGGUAUUACAUUCCACAGUUGUUUUCUUGAAUAAUUGUGCUUUCUGUUUGAAACGUCCAUUCUUUUUUCCUGACUCUCAGCUUAAACAAUGUAAGUUAUGACAGUGUGUAUUAAACUGCCAGAUUUGAGAGUUUGUUUGAAAGAUGCAGCAUGCAGAAACCUGCAAGGUAAAAACAGAAAGAAAGAAAAAGAAUUUCUUGGGACCAAUUCCUAGUUUUGUGGUGUUAGUGCUUUUUUUGACUUGACAGCAUCUAUUUUAUAAAUCAUAGUAUUUUGAUCUAGGCAAAGGGUUUACUUCAGUCAUUUUUAAUUUUUUAUAAUGUAGAUUAAGUUAGCUCUAACUAUAUUUUAGAGUUGUAAAAUAUUCUGCUUUCUUACCAAUCUUGCUAAGUAUAAAACAUUUUUAUUCAAUAAAGGCUCUGUCAUUUUUAUUGUUAAA
Molecule: messenger RNA, 3820 nt
Organism: Hemicordylus capensis (graceful crag lizard)
Lineage: Eukaryota; Metazoa; Chordata; Lepidosauria; Squamata; Cordylidae
Gene: LIMA1
Product: LIM domain and actin binding 1
Exons: 11
Coding region: 220-2538 (772 amino acids)
Biological process (GO): actin filament bundle assembly
Cellular component (GO): actin cytoskeleton; plasma membrane
Molecular function (GO): actin filament binding
Source: RefSeq, a predicted model, not a curated record